UGUCCCGACAUUGACUGAGAAGAAACAAGCCGCAGUCGUGGUCCAGAAAGCAGCGCGGUUUGUCGUGGUGGGGCACCCGAGGAAGGCAUGGCGCAGCACACGCAGGAGGCACAGCAGCAGCCGCAAACCAAAUCCGCCAUCGUGGUCGCGGAGGACAAGGCAGAGCGCAAGAAGGAUCACCUCCGUGUGCUGGUGACCAACGCCACCAACCCGAUGGCGCACACCAUCGCGACAGCCGUGGCUCAGGGCUACGUGUUCGGCUACGACCAGCCCAUCAUUCUGCACCUCCUCGACGCCAAGGGUACAAUGGGCAUGCUCGAGGGACUCGUGCUCGAGCUGCUGGACUGCACUUAUCCGCUUCUGAGGCAGGUCCUGAUGACGACCGUGGAUGACUCGGCCUUCACGGGCAUCGACGCCGCCUUCCUGCUGUACGAGGCUCAAGACGCGCCCGUCAAUCAAGGGGUCCAGCUUUUCCGUCGCUAUGGCGCCGCCCUCGAGAAGUAUGCCAAGAGGUCUGUCAAGGUGGUCGUCUGCGGCUGCCAGGUUGCAAUCAACGCAUUCGCCUGCAUCCAAAGUGCACCCUCCGUAGACAGCCGCAACAUCACUGCGCUUACAAGGCUCGAGCACAACCAGAAUUUCGGCUAUCCAGUGCUUGGAGUCCUACGCUAUCGAGAUGCCUCGGGCUCCGAAUCUAUCCACUGCACCUACGUGUCGACCCGCUUCAAACGACCUCCAUACGGCAAAGAAAAUGACACAUUCCGCGAAGCAGUGUUCCACUACGCAAACCAAAGUUGUGACCUCGGCCUGGAGAAGCCGUCGGCCAAGCACGUGGUGCUCUUGCUUCCCGUGGACGAGAGCCCGUGUCCUUUCGAGACCUCCUUCUGGCAGGCGGUCUCGGCCCACGCUCACUCUGUCCUCGUGGCUCGCAAUUUAUCUGUAAAGUCUCACAAGGUUUAUUUUGCUCCCGGAUCAAAUGGUACGGUACCACCCCAGGACAUCAUCCUUGGUGAAAUGUUCUUCGACACAGCUGAAAAGUUAAAGUCCAAGAGUGCGUUGGAGUGGUCGUCGGUGGCAGCCAAUGAGAGCGCACGCAUGGCUCCUGCGGCCAAGUUGUACCUGGUGCACGUGGACAUCACAGCCAGCUGGAUCGUCCUGGGCAUCUUGGCCUGUUCCACGGUGGCCGUCGGGGCUCUUUGGGCCGGAAACACCAAGAAAAUGCUCUUCCUCACGCUGCACCGGCGCGUCAAGCCAAAGAGCGAGCCACUGCAUAACGACGACGCCGACCUGGACGUGGUGCCGGUGGCCCUGGCUGCGGGAUCGUCAUACACAUCGUUGGCGUUGGCGAGCACUUCCUCAGUGGCGGUCUCCGAGCACAAGCGCAAGCAUCAGCAUCAUCACGAGCAGCAGCAGCAGCAGCCGUUCGAUGUGCGCAGCCGCCCACGGCACGGCCACAAACGCAAACCGGCUGACGAUUUCGCCAGCUCUGACGAGGAGCUGCUGAACGAGGAUAGCUACUUUGGCGAGUGCCCUGUCGACGGCAACCUCAUCACGCUGUUCGUGCUCGCGAUAGCCGUGAACCUGCUCCUGCUGUACUACUUUUUCAGCAAGAUGUGGCCUGUACUGGUUGGCUGCAUUGCGAUCGGCGCAGUGAUGUCACUGAUCAUCAUUUUCGACUGCAUCGCUUUUCUUAUACCUUGCGCCAGCGCGAGGAUGACCAACUUGAUGUUCCCGUGCUUCGUGCGGAGCAUGGAACUGCGGCACCACAUCGUGAUAUGGUUCGCCGUGGCUAUUCCCAUCGUCUGGAUCAUAUUCCGGAAGGCCGAGCACGCCUGGAUCCUGCAGGACUUCCUGGGAUCGAGCUUCGCCAUCAACAUCCUGCGAUGCGUGCACUUUCCAAAUUUCAAGAAAGACGUGAGCGUGAUGGAAAGCGUGGCCAUGGGAGUGCAAGACUUGCCCGUACUCAUGAGGGUCCCGCACUUUUUUCCGGGGGAAUCGGCCGCCUGCAACGGAAGUGCCAUGUUCCUGGGAUACGGCGACAUUGCCGUACCAGGACUCGCCGUCGCAUACUGUCGCUCGUACGACAUCAUCGUCAAGAAAGGACUGCCCUGGUACUUCCUGCUUGCAAUAGUCUGCUACGCCGCAGGGUUGAUCAUGGCACUGACCGCAAGCAGUCUGAUGGACACUGGUCAGCCUGCGCUACUCUACCUCGUUCCUGCUAUCCUGCUGCCCGUAAUACUUCUCGCCUGGUGUCGCGGCGACCUAAAAAAUUUUUGGAACGGAGAUUUCGUUCCCAAGGAAGGCCUAAUGACCGCCCGCACAGACGUGUGCGUUUCGUCGAGCGAGCAGUUCCAGAUGAUCCAGGGCCGAGGUCUGCUCUACGUCAGCACACCUGUGUUCCCAUGGCUGGCGCUGCCAAUGCCGGUCUCGCAAAAGGCUUACAACGCCAAGUGAAAUUGAGCAAACAGCGACACGCCGGCCCGGCUUUCCUCACUUCUUCGCUUGUCUUGCUAUUUGCUUUUUUUUUUUCGAGACAGACUGCAGAGAACAAGGAAGGAAAUAAACUAGGUCACAGGAGGAAGGCCAAGCGCUUGGGCUGCGUUGGACCUCUUCCGCAGCUGGAACUCUCAUCUUGAAAGUGACGCAGGACAGCAAUAAUGGCUAUGCCUUCUGAGUGAACCAAAAUAUAGUGAACAUCAAAUUGGGACGGUGUUAUUCACCCGUCUGGCUGGCUGUUUAACUAUUGAAGUAUGCACAGGAAUAUCAACAGAUAGUCUCCUAUAAGACACUUUCUACGUGGCAUGAGACGCGGUGGCAUUCGCGACCUCAUGAACGAUAGACCACACAUUAAGCGGUAAAUAACGCAGCACGAGUCGCCUAUAAGUAGUGUAUAGGCACAUUCGCUACAUAACGAGUGCGGCAUCACGACAAUUAUUUUCAUUAUCACAUGGCAUAUGUCCUGUAUAUUUCCCUCUAUUGUCAAUAACCUUCCAAAAAUAACACCAGGGAGAAUUGUGGUUUAAACGUGAUGGGAAUAACAUUGAGUGCUAAAAAAUUAGAAGAGAGAUUAAGCUGGUAUAUUCAGUGGUAUUCGUGCAAGACGUGCUUAGAACAUGAACGUGAUUUUUUUACAACGCGAUGCAAAAAUGCUCUUCACGUGUCGUUGCUGAAGUGUAUAAAUUACAUUUCUUUUCGUAAUAAACUCCUAAAGUACACCUU
Messenger RNA from Dermacentor andersoni, 3216 nucleotides. RefSeq lists its product as uncharacterized. Gene Ontology annotation, biological process: membrane protein proteolysis. The record is from RefSeq and is a predicted model, not a curated record. Gene Ontology annotation, molecular function: aspartic endopeptidase activity, intramembrane cleaving. Lineage: Eukaryota; Metazoa; Arthropoda; Arachnida; Ixodida; Ixodidae. Gene Ontology annotation, cellular component: lysosomal membrane; cytoplasmic side of endoplasmic reticulum membrane; Golgi-associated vesicle membrane.